CACACAUAAGAAUACAAAGACAUUAAGAUAAUUAGGUAGCGAGAGAGAGAGAGAGGGUGAAACAGGCCAAUCAAAUUGUAGCCUGUAUAUAAAUAGCGUUGAACGUGAUUACCAGGAGGUCAUAUUUCAUAUCUACCCUAUGUGUAAAUUGAGGAUUACAUAUAAACAACACCCCGAAUACAUACUUAUCUAUGGAUAUACAAAGAUGAACAUGAACACAUACAAAACAUUUAUCAUCGGUUAGAAUAAUACUGGAAUUUCCUUUUUCAUUUGGUUUUUUUUUCACCCUCUGUCAACAACGGGUUAUGAUUUAUGAGUAUAUAACAUUAAGGUCUAAUGUAACCGAUAGGCAAUUCUGUCAGGAUUCAUACUCAAAUCAGACGAUUAGUUAAUUUUUCUCUCUGCAAUAAAUAUACAUAUGUAUGGUGAGAGAGAUAAAUUCUCUCUCCCCUUGUCAUUCUAUUGUACACAUUGAAUAUAUUGCGGUAAAUUUGAACGAGUAAUUUAAGAAAAAUCAAUAUUUUUUGGAUUAUUCCCUUGAAGAAAUAAAAUAUAACAAACAAACAAACAAACAAAUCAGUUAAAAGGAAAUAUAUAAGUCGACAUGGACAUAUGAUUCACUGUUUUAAAAUUUUCCAACAUAGAAAUGCAUUUCAACAAAGAAACAAGUUGAAAUUAAUCGCUUGGAACCAUUGAAUUAACUAUUUACAUUCGAAAUAAUCAAAUGUGUAGUCUUUUUAUCAGAUAAAUGUGAAAAUGAUUUGCUUAACAAUUCCAUUUAUUACUACGUUUCAUAAUAUAUAAUAGUAAUAAUAACAAUAAUAAUGUCGAUUUGGUUAAGUAUUCUACCAUUUCUAUGUUUGAUUACAUUUAGUGCACAAUUGAAGGAUUUAUUGAUCACAGAUUCACCAGAUGAAAUACCCCAACUGGAUCCAUUGUUACAAUCACAAGAGAAUGAUCAAAUUGAACGACAAAGGCAACAACGACAACAACAGCAAGAUCCAACUCUAGUGAAUAGAUUAACAAAGAAUAAUCAUAUUCCUGAAGUUUAUCGUCAUCAGUCAAAUUCUGAUUUACGUUUUGUAGAAUCUUCAAAACCACAGAAUUCAAUUUAUCUGCAUACAAGUAAUGGAUAUACAAAUUCAGAUGUAAACACAAAUGAUAUUAACAAUUAUAAUCAUGACCGAUUGAAUAAAAGUCAGUUAGAACAAGCAAAUUUAGAUCAUAAUAAUAAUAAUAUGAUAACUUCAGAAGCAUUCGUCGGUCCAGAUGGGAAGCUUCAAAUGAGUAUAUGUGAUCAUCCAAAUGGGUUUUUACGUAGACAGAAAAAGUUAUGCCGUCAGUAUUUACAUUUAAUGGAGAGUGUAAUACGUGGUUAUUUUAUGGGUUUAAAAGAAUGUGAAUAUCAAUUCUCAGCACAUCGAUGGAAUUGUCAAGGUCAUAAUUUAACUAUUCAACAGAUGUCCAAUAGUAAUAGAAGACAGAAACGUUUAAGAUACAGAGAGUCAGAAACAAAAAAUGAUAUAGAUAAUUCACGCAAAAAAUCAGUACGUAUACAAACGUACUUAGAUAAAUUAUUAUCUAAAGGUACACGAGAAUCAGCAUAUGUUUUAGCGGUCACAUCAGCAGGUGUAUCGCAUGCUGUAACUAAAGCCUGCAGUAGUGGGUUACACGAUAAUUGUGGAUGUGAUCGAACAAUAUAUGAUCAUCCAAGAGAACCAAAUUUUGAAUGGUCAGGUUGUUCAGAUAAUAUACAUUUUGGUGCAGCAUUUUCACGACAAUUUCUUGACGUACGUGAACGUAACCGGUUGAAACGUAAUCCAAAACUUGGACUAACUAACUUACACAAUAAUCAUGUUGGAAGACAAAUGGUAAUCAAUAAAAUGGAAGUUCAAUGCAAAUGUCAUGGUGUAAGUGGAUCAUGUGAAAUGCGUACAUGUUGGAGAUCAUUACCGAAGUUUCGAAAUUUAGGCGCUCACUUACAGGAAAGAUUUCAUGAAGCAAUACAAGUUACCUAUUUACAUAAUCGGUUAGUUUCAAUGAAAGCUUUAGAAGAACUAGGUAAAGAACCGAAUGGAAAUCUAUUAUUACUAUCUGCUACAUCAUUGAUAUCACCAUCAACAUCAGGAUCGUCAUCAUCGUCAUCUGGAGGAUCGACAGCCUAUGGAAUGAAUAGGAAUCCAUUGGAUUCAUUGAUUAGUUCUACAUCAUCGUCUUUGACAUCACCAACAGAAAAUGAUUUAAUUUAUAUUAGUGAAUCACCGACAUUUUGUCAUCAUGAUCCACGAUAUGGUAGUAUCGGUACAUAUGGACGUCAAUGUGAUGAAAAUUCACAAGGAUUAAAUAGUUGUCAUUAUUUAUGCUGUGGUCGAGGUUUUAAACGACAAACUUUUGUACAACAAGAAAGAUGUGACUGUAAAUUUCAAUGGUGUUGCAAAGUUGUCUGUAAAACUUGUCGUAAAACAGUUGUUAUAUCUACAUGUAAUUAAUAUAUAUAUA
Heterobilharzia americana is the source of this 2499-nucleotide messenger RNA. The record is from the annotation of a GenBank genome assembly. Lineage: Eukaryota; Metazoa; Platyhelminthes; Trematoda; Strigeidida; Schistosomatidae.